Messenger RNA from Parnassius mnemosyne (clouded apollo), 3517 nucleotides. NCBI's taxonomy places the organism in Eukaryota, Metazoa, Arthropoda, Insecta, Lepidoptera, Papilionidae. The record is from the annotation of a GenBank genome assembly.
AUUUUCCUGGAAGUUAUCAGAUAUCCUUCUAUCAUUUUUAUCUAUCCUUUCUUGCUUUUUCCUUUCAACAACUUCUUUUACUCUCUUAUUUAUACGUCUAAAGUUUGCCUUUUUUCUUUCAAUCUCAUCAUUCAUACCGCCAGAAUUACCAGCUUUAGUUGCUAGUAAAUCUAUGUAACAUAAUGUUAUAUGUAACAUAAUUAUGUAACAUAAUUUUAAAUAAUAAAGUAGACCUGUGCUGUUGCUACGGAGGCAGGGCAGACAUGGCAAACGCUCUGUCCCGGUGAAAAUGUUCCACUGAAAGAUAACCAACAAAAACAGUGGGAUAUUCCGUUGGUACAUAGCGUGCUGAAAGAUUUGUUUUUUAAUUUCCAUAGUAACCAAGAUAAGGCACGCCUUCUAGCUGUUUCCACUAAGGAAUUUAGUCACUGGUUACACGCUUUACCAUCAAGUAAUCUCGACACAUUACUUGAUGAGGAAAGUUUGCACUUUGCCGUAGGAAUCCGACUAGGAGCAGCGAUUUGUCAACCCCAUCAGUACCCCUGUGGUAGCAGCGUCGACAAGUUUGGGCUCCACGGACUUUCAUGUAAGAAAAGUGCUGGUAGGUUUUCACGGCAUAGUUCUUUGAACAAUGUCAUAUGAAGGGCUCUUGUAUCUAUAAAUGUUCCCUCGGUUUUAGAGCCUUGUGUAAUAUUUAGAUACGAUGACAAGAGACCCGAUGGUAUGACAUUGGGCCCUUGGGAGAGGGGUAAAGCCCUAGUGUGGGAUGCUUGGCCUUUCAUUUCAGGGGUACUUGUAUCCAGGGCGGCAUCAGAGGCAGAUAAACUGAGUAAGUGGCGCAAAUAUGAGUCUCUGAGAGAUGAUUACAUAUUAGUGCCAUUUGCUUUAGAGACUAUCGAUCCGUGGGGUCCACGUGCGGUGAAGUUCCUAAAGGAACUCCAUCCGCGGCUGGUCGUUGCUGCUAGUGAUAAGAGGGCUGGUUCUUUUCUCGCUCUAAGACUAAGUAUAGCCAUUCAGCGGGUUAACGCAGCCAGCGUUCUUGGCACGAUACUGCGGGGAGUAGGACUAUAUGAUUAUAAGUUACUAGUUUAUUUUUAAAAUUAUUAUUAUAGUUUUUAAUAUUGUAUUGUGUUGUUAAUACAAAUUGUACUCUUAACUUUAGAAUCUGCAGUUGCUAUUAUUCAAUAUUAUGUAAUUUCUAUUCUUAGAAGUCUUCAUUCUAGAGAAGUAAAUUAUUGAUAAUAAAUUUUAAUCAUCUAUAUCAUUUAGUAGAUUAUAGACCACGAACUUUAACAGGAGCUAUCAGAGUAAUAACUUUAGUUACUGGAAUAAUUAAAUGAUUCCAUAAUUAUAACAUAAACUUAAUAAUUUUAGGCUAUAUAUAUAUAAGUUAAAAGCAGGUAGCCCAGGAGCGUGCUUUGUGGCAUUCCUUGGGGAAGGCCCACGGUCCGCAGUGGACGAUGAUAUAAUUCUUCUGUACGCUUGUCACUAAACUCCUUCUAAGCGGCUAGACCAAUUUUUGAUGAAAUUUUUGUGUGUGUUUAUAAUAUAAUCCGUUAGGUGGCGCUUAUGUCGAGAUCCAGAAAUCACCUGCACGAAGUCAGGGAGGAUCGCAAGUUUUUUAUAACGUUGAAAUAACAAACGAACGAACAUAAAGUCUACCUGAUAGUGAGUGGCUUCUACAACCCAUGGACACCUGUGACCAACUAGAAAUAAAGAAAGCGAUAGGUAGAUGUUUUGUCUCCUUUAAGGACUAUGGAAUGCCUCACCGUAUGUAAUUAUAGUUGCUCUCUAUAUCUUUCAGAGACUGUGUUUUUGACGCAUCAGUGCACCCACUGUUAUUUGGUGGCAGAAAUAAUAAAGAUUUUUGUACCUACCCUAGACAGAUAGAGAGGUAUAUAGUAUAUCCGAAAAGUAAACCACUCAAACCACUCUGGGUAGGCGGUAAUGAUGGCGGAACUUUUCAAAAACUGCAUAAUUAGAAAAUCUUACAUAAUUUUUCAUGGACAACUUAUUGCUGAAAAAUGUAAUAAAAAAAUUAUGGUCUCGAGGAACUAACAGUAGCAUUUUAAAUGCACCUCGGAUAUAUAGACAAUGGCAAGUAAGAGUUGAAAGGUUAUUUUGGUAGUUAAAAUUGUUCUCGUCUCAUCAUUAUUAUGGCGUAUCAUAAGUCCAUUGCUGAACAUAGGUCACCUUUAAAAAUCUAAAUCUUCGAUUAAGGAGCAAAAUGUAGAUGCGAUGUCACCCCUGAAUACUAAGAUGGAAUGCUUCGUUUCAAGCAAAAAGAGUCUCCGGUUCUCUACUCUAUACGAAACGCAGCAGCAUGAAGCAUUUUACGCCGGUAUUCUGUAGGAACGUGGUUCUUCCCCAGUCGCGCCGACCCAUUCGUGCUCCAAUCAUAAUAUCUGCAGCAUGGCUCUACCACGUACAGGUAGAAACAUUUAAAGAACCUCUUCAAUAGUAUGUGGAUCACGCCGCUGUGUGCUGUGCUACAACACACCCAGCUGCGUCAAAAUAUUUCUUUAAUAACUUAUUCGUAAAGACAAAUCUAGCUUUCAUGGUACCCUAAAAGAUCCAUGACCAGCUUCUAACUUGUUGAUAAAGAUUUUUUUAAUAGGAUAAGGGUGACAAACGUGCACACAGUCCACCUGCUGGUAAGUGGUUGCUGCGGCCCAUAGACAUCUACAUCUACCCUCUAUUACAAAUCUAAAUGCAGAUAGAUUCGUUGUCACCCGUGAGGACUAAGAUGGUAUGCCUCAUUUCCAGUAAAGAGCGUCUCCGGUUCUCUACACUUACCAUACGAAACACAGCAGCGUUAAGCUGCUAUUUUACGCUGGUAUUCUGUGAGAGCGUGGUUCUUCCCCGGUCGGGCCGACCUAUUCGAGCUACAACUAUACUACUAAUAUAGCUGCAGCAUGGCUCUACCACGUAUGAAAACGAAAGAUAAACGCCUAUACGUAUUUAAUUCCAAUGAAUGUAUUAUUUGUUUUUAUUUUUAGAUAGUUUAAUUAUUUGUGUGUGUUAAUUCACUUUUUUAUAUCCACAGAAUGUACUAUGUGUACAUUGCUCAGCAGGGGUCGGCAGAACGGGCACAUUUAUUGUUCUGGAUAUGCUCAUCGAUAAAAUUAAAAUGUCUGGUUUUGACUGCGACAUAGACGUUCACAACACAGUGAAAACGGUGCGGUCACAAAGAAGAGGCAUGGUACAGAACAAGGCUCAAUACAGAUUUAUUUAUCUGGCGUUGCAAAGUUACAUCGAUAACAAGAGCAUAAAGAAAAAGAUUUACACUACGGAAGCUUAAGCAACGACAACAAUACCGGACCAAAGUACAUAACGUAAAAGACUUAAUAUACGGGAAGUGAUUUUUUUAUUUAAGAAAUAUUAAUAUUUUUUUUAUUUAACACUCAAGCAUAUUUAAUGCUACGACAAUCGUUUAAGAUUGUUCAAUGAAUAUAAUUCAUACUACAGUAAUUGUGAUUUAUAUAAUUAGUUUUAUAAAUAUAUGUCUCAAAAUUUA